Messenger RNA from Anas platyrhynchos (mallard), 1853 nucleotides. RefSeq names its product chloride intracellular channel protein 2. NCBI's taxonomy places the organism in Eukaryota, Metazoa, Chordata, Aves, Anseriformes, Anatidae. Gene Ontology annotation, molecular function: chloride channel activity. Gene Ontology annotation, biological process: chloride transmembrane transport; negative regulation of ryanodine-sensitive calcium-release channel activity. The record is from RefSeq and is a predicted model, not a curated record.
AGGAAAGGGCGAGCCCCAGCCCCAGCCCCGGCCCCAGCCCGGUGAGAGGUGCUGCAGCUGCGCGCCGCAGAGGACGGGCGAAACUCAGCGCAGCGCUGAGCGGGUCACCCUCCCCUCCCCAGCAGCUCGCCACGCCGUCGGGAUGGAGAGCCGGCCCUCGAAGGAGCCCGAGAUCGAGCUCUUUGUCAAGGCUGGUCUGGAUGGAGAGAACAUCGGGAACUGCCCCUUCUGCCAGCGCCUCUUCAUGGUGCUGUGGCUCAAGGGGGUGAAGUUCAACGUCACCACGGUGGACAUGACCAGGAAACCCGAAGAGCUGAAGGAUUUAGCGCCGGGCACCAACCCACCCUUCCUGCUGUUCAACAGGGAGCUGAAAACUGACUUCAUCAAGAUCGAGGAGUUCCUGGAGCAGACCCUGGGCCCCCCCACGUACCCGCACCUGAGCCCCAAGUACAAGGAGUCCUUUGACGUGGGCAGCGACAUCUUCGCCAAGUUCUCGGCUUACAUCAAGAACCCGCGCAAGGAAGCAAACAGCAACCUGGAGAAGGCGCUGCUGCGGGAAUUUCACCGGCUGGACCAGUACCUCAACAACCCGCUGCCCGAGGAGAUCGACCAGGACAGCGUGGAGGACAUCACGGUCUCCAAGAGGAAAUUCCUGGACGGGGACCACCUGACGCUGGCCGACUGCAACCUCCUGCCCAAGCUGCACAUCAUCAAGAUCGCGGCCAAAAAGUACCGCGACUUCGAGAUCCCGGCUGACAUGACGGGCGUCUGGCGCUACCUCAACAACGCCUACGCCUGCGAUGAGUUCAGCCACACGUGCCCGGCGGACGAGGAGAUCAUCCACACCUACGCCAGUGUGGCCAGGAAGAUGACCUAGCCCCGCUGCAGGACCGCCGGGCCCUCCGCCUCCCACCAUACCCUGGUCGAGAGAGGGGCUGGAGGGGGGUUUUUGGCACCCCGAGACCCCGAGCUGUGGAAGCAGCACCUUGCUUUGCACCCCCCCUCCCGUGCGUGCCACCACCUACGGACCGGUGGCUGCGUGGCCAAAGUGGCAACCGUGCCACUGUGCCUCCCCUCCUUGCCCUCCCCCAAAAAAAAACACAAACCCAACGCCCUGCUCUCGUGACACGCCACGGGAAAAGCCAAGCACCGGGCUGCCGUGGUGGAGACGAGACCUCCCCAAAGGUCCCCCCACCGCCCGUCCCACGAGGCACCCGGGCUCCAGCUGGAGACCCCAAAAAGCUCUUCCCCUGCUGUUUGGCUGCGGGGGUCUCCUUGCAGACCUGCAGCCCAUCAGGGCACCCUGAAGGGGCCAAGUGGUGCCGGCUGUGAUCUCCCACCUGGCCCCUGCUGGAUACAAGACCCUGAGGGUCCCCGCAGGGGAUGCAGCCACGUGCAGCCCCCCGCCCGCUGCCCCUUCCCUGCUCCCACCUGGUCUGGGAGACACCCGGGCAGCUUUGGUGCCAGCCUGGCUCCGUUUUUGUGCCUUCCCACCCGGUGCCAAAGCCCCCUGGCCUCCCCACUCCACCCCUCCACCUCCUCCAAGGGCUCCUGCCCACGCCUGCCAAUUCCACCAGCCCCCUCGAGCCCCCCGUGGCCACCAAAAAAUACUGUACAGUGAGCGCCAGGGCCCCGCGGGGACCCCCCCCCCCCCGGCAGAGCCACCCGCCAGCUCUCACUGCCACCUCCCUCUUUGCACUAAAAGGUGUGUCCUCGCCAGCCUGCUCCCACAGCACCGGGUUUGGGGACUGCUUUUGUAACUGAUGGGUUUCGGGUUGUUUGUUGGGUGUUAUUUUUUUUUUUCUUUUUCUAUUUUGUAACUAAGAACAGCAAUAAACUUUAUUUUAAUACGC